AUGCGGUUCCUUCAAACAUGUGCGGCGCUUGGGCUGCUGGCUUCAGCAGCGGAUGCAACCCUCCAGAUCAUCCCAGGUGCAACAUGGACUGCGACUAAUACCGGGAAGCAUAUUCAAGCACAUGGCGGUGGCAUAAUCAAGGUUGAUAACACCUACUACUGGGUCGGCGAGGACAAGACCGAUGGAUCCGCCUUUCAAAACGUCAACUGCUACUCAUCCACUAACCUUGUUGAGUGGAAAUACGAAGGUGCGAUACUUACCCGGCAAGGAUCCGGCGAUCUUGGACCAAGUCGUGUAAUCGAACGACCAAAAGUCAUCUACAACAAGAGCACAAAACAGUAUGUGGCGUGGAUGCAUAUUGAUAGCUCAAACUAUGGAGAAGCGAAAGCCGGUGUCGCGACAGGAAGCUCAGUCUGCGGCACGUAUUCAUACAAGGGUAGCGUCAAGCCGCUAGGCUUUGAAAGCCGAGAUAUGGGCUUGUUCGUCGAUGAUGAUGAGAAGGCUUAUUUGCUUACUGAGGACCGCAAAAACGGUCUCCGCAUUGACCUCCUCUCCGACGAUUACCUCACCGUUAAGUCCAACACCUACUUGUGGAAAGACUCCAUCGAAGCCCCCGCUAUGCUCAAGAAAAACGGUGUCUACUUCAUGUUCGGCUCCAAACUCACCGGCUGGGAUCCCAACGACAACGUCUACAGCACCGCUUCGAAGAUCUCCGGGCCCUGGUCCUCAUGGAAGAGUUUUGCAGACUCUGGCUCUAAGACGUACACAAGCCAGACGAACUACAUCUUGCCUAUGGGCGAUGAUGCCAUUUACAUGGGUGAUCGAUGGGUCAGCUCGAAUCUCAUGCGGAGUACAUACGUGUGGCUGCCGCUGCAGAUCUCGGGCACUACAGCGAGUAUGAAGAAUGCUGUGAACUGGGUCCCAAACGCCUCCUCCGGGUCUAUGACAUCUGGGCCUUCAGAAAAUUCCUAUGAAGGCGAGUCUGCAGAGCUCAGUGGGGGCGCAAAGACAGUAUCGUGUUCGACAUGCUCUGGCAAAAAUGCAGCCGGCUAUAUUGGAGGGUCUGAGACUGGGACGGCAUAUUUUGCGAGUGUGAGUAGUUCCGCUACUACUAGAAGCACGAUCCGGAUAAAGUAUAGGAAUGGUGAUAAGAGUCAGCGGUUUGCGGAUGUUAGUGUGAAUGGGGGUGCAGCACAGAGAGUGGCGUUCUUGCCGGAUAGUGGGAACGAUCCUGACAGUAGUAGUUUUCAUGCGGAUUUGAAGAGUGGGACGAAUACUGUGAAGGUUAGUAUGGCUGGGAGUUGGGGCCCGGAUAUCGACCGGUUAAUGGUGCCUAGUUCGUAA
Molecule: messenger RNA, 1344 nt
Organism: Lindgomyces ingoldianus
Lineage: Eukaryota; Fungi; Ascomycota; Dothideomycetes; Pleosporales; Lindgomycetaceae
Product: glycosyl hydrolase family 43 protein
Exons: 4
Coding region: 1-1344 (447 amino acids)
Biological process (GO): carbohydrate metabolic process
Molecular function (GO): carbohydrate binding; hydrolase activity, hydrolyzing O-glycosyl compounds
Source: RefSeq, a predicted model, not a curated record